AUAGAAUUAGCAAACAACAACAAAUGGGCGUCGUCAAAAUAAUGACACUCAUUUAGCGUUACUCAACUGUUAAUCAUCAAAUUAGGGUUAAGUUAUUAAUUACUUAAAUGUGGAAUCAUUAAUUUUUUCUUAAAUUUUGAAUAUGAGAAGAUAGUUUACGUUCAAUAUGAUAAAGUGGCUUCUGGUUUUGUGCACCUUUUAUACAACAUCUAGAGCAGAUUUGUAUGAUUACUAUGACUGUAACAACCCCUUGAUGCAAAGGGCUGCUGUAAAUGCCACUUCAUGGAUGAGAGACAGAGGCCCAAGGAAUGCUAUUUUGUAUGGGGACUCCGCCUGGAGCCCUUUCGAAACUAAUUACUAUCAGUUUCUAACGUUCGACUUGGGUGGUAGAUUCGAAGUACGUUCUAUAGCUACCCAGGGUCGUUCUCGUACCCAGGAGUACGUGACGGAGUACAUAGUCCAAUACUCAGACGAUGGGCAAGGCUGGAGAAGUUAUACUGACUCCACGGGAGAGGCUGAGAUGUUCAAGGGAAAUUCCGAUGGAGAUUCGAUUUAUAAAAAUGAAUUCGAAGUGCCUAUAAUAGCUCAAUGGAUACGAAUUAAUCCUACUAGGUGGAGGGAUCGCAUAUCGAUGCGAGUGGAAUUGUUUGGUUGUGAAUAUAAAUCUGAUGUAUUAAAUUUUAAUGGCUCGUCCCUCCUCGCUCAAGACCUUCUGAGGGAUCCUAUUGCUGCUUCUAGAGAAACAAUAAGACUCAGGUUUAAAACUUCAAGUGCUAACGGUGUUCUCAUGUACAGCAGAGGCACGCAGGGCGAUUACAUUGCUUUGCAACUUAAGGAAAACAGGAUGUUACUUAAUAUCGACUUGGGAUCUGGUAUAGUUACAAGUCUAUCUGUUGGAAGUUUGUUGGACGACAACAUAUGGCAUGACGUGGUUAUUUCUCGAAAUAGGAGGGAUAUUUUGUUCUCAGUUGAUAGGGUAGUAGUGCAUAGCAGAAUUAAAGGGGAAUUUAGCCGAUUGAAUUUAAAUAGAGCUUUAUUUUUUGGAGGCGUGCCUUACAUUCAGGAGGGUCUUGUAAUAACACAGAACUUCACGGGUUGUUUGGAAAAUAUUUAUCUCAAUUCUAGCAAUUUAAUUCAGGAAGUAAAAGAGGCCUUCGAUUAUGGAUUAUCUCUAAGAUUUACUAAAAUAAAUACUAACUAUACGUGUGUUGACGUUCCUCUGGUUGCAGUCACGUUUCUUACAGCGAAUUCUUUCGCUAAAUUGAAAGGCUAUGAGGGGAUAAGUUCAAUGAAUGCCUCAUUCUCUUUUAGAACCUUCGAAGAGAAUGCUUUGAUGCUUUACCACAGCUUUUCGUCGCCAGGACACGUUGCUAUAUUUUUGGAAUUCGGUAAAAUCAAAGUCGAAUUGGUCACUGGAGACUCGCCUAAAGUAGUUCUGGAUAAUUUCGACGGCACUUUCAAUGAUGGAAGGUGGCACACAAUUGUUUUAACGAUUUCUACAAACUCUUUAGUUCUUAGUGUCGAUUACAGGCCCAUGAGGACUGUGAGACAUAUUAAAAUUGUCACUGGGGGAUUAUAUUUGAUUGCAGGCGGUGUAACUGGUCAGAUUGGUACCAACUAUGUCCAAAUUCCUGGUUUCGUUGGGUGCAUGCGAACUAUAAGUAUCGAUGGAAAUAAUAAGCUCCCAACCGAUUGGACUAAUGAAGAGUACUGUUGCAAAGGCGAAGUAGCUUUCGACACAUGUCGUAUGACUGAUAAGUGCAAUCCGAACCCCUGCGAACAUGGGGGCGUCUGCAAACAGAACUCGAUGGAAUUCCUGUGUGAUUGCGCAGGCACUGGUUAUGGGGGCGCAGUUUGUCAUACGACUUUAAACCCUCUGUCUUGUCAAGGAUACAAAAACGUGCACUCUGUCAACCAAAAAGCUAACAUAAAGAUCGACGUGGAUGGAAGUGGCCCUUUGGCACCUUUUCCAGUCACAUGUGAAUUCUAUGCAGAUGGAAGGGUGAUUACUAUGGUGCAACACAGUAAUCAGCAAACCACGCCCGUAGAUGGUUUCCAGGAGCCUGGAAGUUAUAAACAGAAUAUUAUUUAUGAGGCCAGUGAUGAUCAAAUCAGGGCUUUGGUCAACAGGUCGGCAACCUGCAGGCAAAGGAUUCAGUACAGCUGUAGGGCUUCCAGACUGUUUAAUUCUCCUUCAGACGAGGCUAGUUUCAGGCCUUUUUCGUGGUGGGUGUCCAGUAACAAUCAGAAUAUGGAUUACUGGGGCGGAGCACUACCAGGUUCUAGAAAGUGUGAAUGUGGCAUCCUAGGCAAUUGUCUUGACAGCACCAAGUGGUGCAAUUGCGACGCAGGUCUGGAGCAAUGGGCCGAAGAUACGGGCGACAUAACAGAAAAAGAACACCUCCCUGUGAAACAGAUUCGCAUUGGAGAUACGGGCAAUGCCCUGGAUGAAAAAGAGGGUCGUUACACCCUAGGGCCGUUAAUAUGUGAAGGCGACGACUUGUUCGAUAACGUCAUAACUUUCCGUAUUUCUGACGCCACCAUAAAUCUGCCACCUUUUGAUAUGGGACACAGUGGAGAUAUUUACUUAGAAUUCAAAACCACCAUAGAAAAUGCUGUCAUUUUACAUGCUAAGGGGCGCACUGAUUUCAUAAAGUUGAGCAUAGUGGGCGGCGAUCUUCUGCAAUUCCAGUAUCAAGCAGGACUGGGCCCUAUCACCAUCAAUUACAAAACUUCAUAUAAGCUUGCAGACGACAGAUGGCAUUUAGUUGCUAUUGAACGUAACAGAAAAGGGGCUCGAUUGGUAGUCGAUGGGGCGCUCAAAUCAGAAGUGCGCGAACCUCCAGGUCCUAUACGUGCCCUACAUUUGACAUCACCACUAGUUGUAGGCGCCACGGUUGAUUACAGAGACGGAUUUACAGGAUGUAUAAGAUCUCUUUUGCUUAACGGUAACCUAGUGGAUUUAAGAAGCUAUGCUCGGCGUAAUUUGUACGGCAUCUCAGAAGGAUGCGUGGGAAAAUGUCAGAGCAAUCCCUGUCUUAAUAACGGCACGUGUCACGAAAAAUACGACGGUUACUGGUGCGAUUGUCGCUGGACAGCGUUUAAAGGCCCCAUUUGUGCUGACGAAAUUGGUGUUAAUAUGCGUCAAAGUUCGUUGGUAAAAUACGACUUUAUGGGCUCCUGGAGAUCAACCAUUUCUGAAAAAAUUAGAGUGGGAUGGACUACGACCAACCCCAAAGGCUUCUUACUCGGCUUCUUUUCUAAUAUUUCAGGCGAAUACAUGACCAUUUCAGUGUCGAAUUCUGGCUCGUUAAAAGUUGUUUUCGAUUUUGGUUUUGAAAGACAAGAAGUAAUAUAUCCAAAUAAACAUUUCGGUCUGGGACAGUACCAUGACUUGAGGCUGUCGCGUAAGGACUCGGGAGCCACAAUGGUAAUGCAAGUUGACGAUUAUGAACCUCGUGAGUUUAAAUUUAACAUCAAAGUCUCCGCGGACGCUCAGUUUAAUAACAUACAGUACAUGUAUAUUGGAAGAAACGAGUCGAUGGCUGAAGGGUUUACAGGGUGUAUUUCGAGGGUAGAAUUCGAUGAUAUUUACCCAUUGAAACUACUGUUUCAACAAAAAGGACCAGGCAAUGUUAAGUCUUUGGGAACGCCUCUUACCGAAGACUUUUGUGGAGUUGAACCCAUCACUCAUCCUCCUGAUAUUAUUGAAACUAGACCCUCCCCUGAAUUAGACGAAGAAAAAGUGAGGGAGGCUUAUAACGAAACGGACUCAGCCGUUUUAGGAAGUGUCUUGGCUGUGGUCAUCAUAGGAAUAAUAAUCCUGGCGAUCCUUAUAGGACGAUACCUUCAUCGACACAAGGGUGAAUACUUGACGCAAGAAGACGUGGGGGCUGAAAGCGCUCUCGAUCCGGACACUGCAGUUGUCCAAGGAACCACAGGACAUCAAGUACAAAAAAAGAAGGAAUGGUUCAUUUAGUUGUGUUGACGUAGUUUGUUUUUAAUUAAUUACUGUCUGGAAAUAAUUUAAUCGUUCUUAGUGAACACUGAAGAGUACAAGUCAAAGUUUAAAAAAAAGCAGUUUAAAUAAUAGUGCACUCACAUUCGAAUAUGAAAACUUAAUUGUUUAAAAGGCCUAUUGGAGAUCAAUUUUAUGUUAAUUACAAAACGUAUUUUUAUUCUUUUAUUAAAAACCGUUUCACGACUGAGGGUUGCUUUAUUAUAAAAUGAAAUAUAAAAAAUUGAAUUAUAGUGAUAAAGUAGCACGUUAAUAAAGUAUGUAUUUGUC
Messenger RNA from Agrilus planipennis (emerald ash borer), 4288 nucleotides. RefSeq names its product neurexin-4. Lineage: Eukaryota; Metazoa; Arthropoda; Insecta; Coleoptera; Buprestidae. The record is from RefSeq and is a predicted model, not a curated record. The coding region runs from base 167 to 3979 and encodes 1270 amino acids. The transcript has 13 exons.